Messenger RNA from Drosophila guanche, 2827 nucleotides. It is a transcript of the gene Nep5, whose product is annotated as endothelin-converting enzyme 2. Gene Ontology annotation, biological process: protein processing. NCBI's taxonomy places the organism in Eukaryota, Metazoa, Arthropoda, Insecta, Diptera, Drosophilidae. Bases 1 to 2685 code for a protein of 894 amino acids. The record is from RefSeq and is a predicted model, not a curated record. Gene Ontology annotation, molecular function: metalloendopeptidase activity. The transcript has 9 exons. Gene Ontology annotation, cellular component: plasma membrane.
AUGGCUCGCAGGGGCACCACGUCAGAGCACACGACCGCUGACGCCAUGGAUGAGCGCAAUCGCAUCUGGACCACGGGCAGUCUAAAUCAUGGCUUCUUUCACGAGAAUCUACAGCAGCAGCCACUGCCCCUGCAGAGACAACAGACACCAGGUGCUCUGAGCCUAUUGUCCGCACCGGUUCGUGCCACAAGCGUUGAUGGAAACGGCAUGGGCAAUGGCCAUGCAUCGGCAUCGGCAUCGGCAUCGGCAUCGGAGAGCAAGCAGCUGCCUUACCAGCGCAUAAGCCCAAAUCUGAUUGGGAUUCAAUCAAAAUUUCGACGCAGCUACUACCACAAGGUCGUGCUGGGUGCACUGCUGGCACUGGUAAUCCUUAUGCUCAUAGCAAUCAUAGUUCUAAGCGUAUCCAUUAAGAAAUCGAAUCCAAUUUGCCGCAGUCGGGAGUGCAUCCGCUCAGCGGCCAGCCUCAUCUAUGCGAUGGACGAACAGACUGAUCCCUGCGAGGACUUUUACAAAUUCACCUGCGGCCGCUGGGCCGAGGAGCAUCCGCGGCCGGACUCCGUCACCUCCAACGACUGGUUCCGGGAGCGACAGGCGCACAUAAUGCGGCUGGUGCGCGAAUUUCUGCGCUCAAACAUCAGCAGCGAGGAGCCACAGGCCGUGGGCAAGGCCAAGACCAUGUACAGGGCCUGCAUGGACACCAAGCAGUUGGAUGCGCGGAAUCUGGAGCCACUGGUCGGGUAUCUGCUGCGCUUCCAGCUGCCCCUGCUGCCCACGUCCCUCAAUCUGACGCUGGGCAGUGAGUCCAAGUACGCGGCGCAGGCGUCAAAUGCCAGCUACAACUGGCUGGAGUCCCUGGUGGCCAUCAAGCAGCAUCUCAGCAUGGAUCUGAUCAUCGGCUUCGAUGUGUUUCCCGAUCCCUUCAAUCGCACCAUCAAUCGCAUAGCGCUGGGCACACCCGAAACAGAGUCAGCGUUCCCAUUCAACAACGAUGACUCGCACAAGCUGCUGCGCAAGAUCCACCGAAAGACCAUAUUCGCGCAGAACAGCGACGAGGACGACAGCGAGGAUGAGCUCGAGAGCGAUGAGGAGGAAGCGGCCAAGCAAACGAGCGCUGGCAUGUCCGCCUACCUCAACUACGUACGCAAGGUCAUUGAGAAGUAUUUGCUGUACGUGGAUCCCGAUGUGAAUCAGGAGGAGGCCACGCUGGGCAUCUCGCAGCUGGUCAAGCAGGGCGUGAAAGUAGCCAGGAAAAUCCACGAGCUCAAGGAAGAAGCUGAAAACUCUACGAAACCUUCGAAGAACCCAGCAGAUGACAUCAUCUACAUGUCGCUGUUGGAGCUGCAGAACCAAACGGACAAGAACAUUGCCCCGAGGACGCUGCCCAUUUGGCUGCGGUACAUGGAGCUCAUACUGAGGGGCACGCGGCAUGCGGGCAACAGCCACAUGAGCACCGAUCUGACGAUCAUCACCAGCCAGGCGGACAUCCUGUACCUGCAGAACGUGGUGCAGUAUCUGGAGGAGACGCCGGAGUCGCACAUUGAGUCCUACCUCUGGCUGAGCACCAUCGAGGAGUUGGUGCUGCACACGACCAGCUCCAUGCGGCUGCUCCACUCGGAGUACAUGCGUCUGGCCAUCGGCACGGAGGGCAGCACACCACGAUCCCUGUACUGCGCCAAUGGUGUGAACAGUCUCUUCGGCAUGGCCGUCAGCUAUGUCCUGGCGGAUGAGGAGUUCACCAGGGAGAAGCUGCCGCGCGUGGAGCGCAUGCUGAGCGACAUACGGCGAGCCUUCGAUCGAUUGGUGCGCUCCACGUCCUGGAUGGAUGCGGCAACCAAGCGAAAGACCAUGCAAAAGUCCGCGGAGAUGAAGAGCUUCAUUGGCUUUCCCUCGUGGCUGAGGAAUGGCACGGCGCUGAAUGCGUUCUACCGGGGGGCAGAGGUGAAUGCCAGCAUGCACCUCGAGAAUCUCAUGGGCUUCGUGCACUGGCAGAUGAUGGAGAAGCUCAACGAAAUGGAUAAGCCGGAGCCAAUUGGUUGGGCAACCUCGCCCUCCAAUGUCAAUGCCUUUCACACAUUUCAAUCGAAUGCUAUAACGGUUCCCAUUGCCAUUUUGCAGUAUCCUUUUUAUGACCUCGGCCUCGAGGCUUUGAAUUACGGCUCGAUUGGCACCAUCCUCGGGCACGAGCUGACCCACGGCUUCGAUGACAGCGGGCGGCGCUUCGACCGGGCAGGGAACAUGGUCGAGUGGUGGUCCAACCGGACCAUCAGCGAGUACAUCAACCGCACAGAGUGCUUCGUGGAGCAGUACAGUCGCUACCAUCUCGAUGACAUUGAUGAAUUUAUCGAUGGAGAGCUGACGCUGGGCGAGAACAUUGCCGACAAUGGUGGCAUGCGUGAGGCCUUCUACGCCUACCGCCUCUACGUCAAGGAGAUGGGCAGGGAGCGCUCGAAGCUGCCGGGGCUGGAGCACUACACACACGAGCAGCUCUUCUUCAUUGCAUUUGGCAAUCUCUGGUGCGAGACGUACACCCCAGCAGCCUCUCGCUACGCACUCAGCGACUCCCAUUGCCCCGGCCAGAUGCGACUGCGGGGCGUCCUGUCCAACUCGGAGGAGUUUGCGCGGACUUUCAGGUGUAAGCGCGGCACGGCCAUGAAUCCCCAUCAGCCCAAGUGUCGCAUAUGGUGAAGGGUACACUCGGGGGCACACGCAAACAGGAACAGUCAAGUGAUUUUUCUACAUCUAUGAGCUAAGAAUUUAGUUUUUAGAUCAAUUAUACAUAUACAGGAUGUGUCUAUUGCACGGUUCCUUGGCCCAAAUCCCCGCACAU